Messenger RNA from Cylas formicarius (sweet potato weevil), 2998 nucleotides. RefSeq names its product katanin-interacting protein-like. The record is from RefSeq and is a predicted model, not a curated record. Lineage: Eukaryota; Metazoa; Arthropoda; Insecta; Coleoptera; Brentidae. The transcript has 16 exons. Bases 113 to 2899 code for a protein of 928 amino acids.
AUGACAACCGCAACGACAACAAACAAAAUACCCGCGCGUACGAAAGCCCGUCAUUUUUCGGCAACGUAACUAUCAAAUUGGAGCGUUAAAUGCGGCAAAAUCUUUACGGAACAUGAGCUACGGUAACCGGGAUAAGCGUUCGGGUCCGAUCAGAUCGAGAAGCGCGUCGAGAAUUGAGUCCGGAACAGAAAAAAAUCUGCCAAAAUGGUUGGAGGAUAUAACAAGUGCUGUUUCAAAGGAGACUUCCGCUCCAGACUCGUCGAUAAAAAUAUUUCCGGACCCAUUCGGUGCGUCACUGAGCAGUUCCGAGAUUCCUCAUCGGAUUCCUCACUUGCAGGGCAAAAUUGAAGUGAUAAACGAAAACCAAAAACACACUAGUUCCGCUAAAUACGGACGCAGAUCCUCCAUAACUGCCGAGUUAUACGAAAAACAUUUACCAGAAUACGUCACUCUGACCGAGUCCGGGACUUAUCUGGUUCCUAAAUUGGAUCAAGCGAUUCAUUUUGAAGCCGAACAAUCGCGGAAAAGCUUAAACGAAUUUAGCAGAUUGAAUAGGGGCCGGCUUAACAGUUUGUCCGCGGAGUCUAGUCCUAAAAAACUCAUUGACUUUUCCGUGGUCUACAACAGCCGUUCCUCGGUUGCUUCCGAACUUUUAAGUGCGAAGCAGCCCGUGGAGAGAUGUCGCAGUGAAAUGACUCACUAUGGGGCGUCGCCCGAAUAUUGGAAAAUUAAAGGAGAGUCUGAAAAAAAUGAUGUCGGAACCAACUUAAAAGCCUACGGGGUUACUAAAUCGAGGUCUUCGGAUAGUGUGUAUGGAGAAGUUUUCGAUUAUAAUACACAGAUUAACAGUUUAAAGGAAAAUAUGGAAAAAAUUAGAUUCGACAGCGUAUUCGAAAAACGCAUUAGCGACUACAAAUGUAGAUUGAGAGAGGAGGAAGAAAUGAGGGAAGUAAUAAUUAACCAACUCCUGUCGGAAAAUGAACGGAUAACCAGCGGACGGAUCGGAAAAAACGGCAGGGAACCGCGAUUAUACCGAAAAAAUUCAAAAUAUAAAAGCAGACAAUCGGGAAGGAGGACCAGUUUACCUCAAGACCAAAAUUUCUACAAAGAACGCGACGUGGUUCCACGUUUUGAGUUUAUCAUACCAGAGUUGCCAAAAGGAAAGAUGUUGUUAAUAGAUAUUCUUUCGACGUGGGGUGAUAAAUAUUACGUGGGGUUAAAUGGUAUCGAAAUAUUUUCCGACACCGGCAACCACGUGCAAAUUGAAAAAAUAACGGCAGAUCCGUCCGACGUGAAUAUACUGCCAGAGUGCCAAAACGACCCCCGUGUGAUUUCAAAUUUACUCGACGGUGUAAAUAGAACCCAAGACGAUAUGCAUAUAUGGUUGGCCCCUUAUUAUCUGGGCCGUUGCCACACAAUUUCGAUACAGUUUUUCGAGGAAACUACUCUAGCUAUGAUUAGAAUAUGGAAUUACAAUAAGUCAAGGAUUCACUCCUAUAGAGGCGUAAAAGAUAUCGUAAUUUUUCUGGACGGUGUGCCGAUAUUUAAAGGGGAGAUUGCCAAAGCGUGCGGUGGGAUCCUCGGGGGAAUACAUCACUUUGGAGAUAUUUACUUUCAGACAAUUUUAUUUACUACUGACGAGGUAAUCCUGGAGAAAAUCUCCAAAAACGACUCGUCAUUCCCGACGUUAACUUCAGAACCACCGACGCCCGCAAACAAAUCCGACAGACCUCCGACUUCGAUUGUCUUAUCUGAAGUUAGGCCUGUGACCGGCACAGCCCUGAAAAAAGCAUCCGAAACCAGUGAUUCACCAGAGCAAAUUUUGAUCGGUGCCAAACGACUCGAUUUGGUGCUGUUAGAGAACUGGGGUAACCCUUUGGCGAUUGGUCUUACCGGAUUAGAAAUUAUCGAGGGAACUGAUCGGACCUUAAGAAUUAGUAAAGAGAACUUAUCAAGCAACGUAGACCGGGGACAUUUGGGGAACCUUAUUAACGGUAAAAACGUUACCGUUAAUCCAAAAAACAUGUGGUGCGUACCUUUACAGGAUGGUAUUGUGAUUAGUGUUGAUUUGGUUGAUUUAAAGUAUAUUUCGGGCCUCAGGUUGUGGAAUUAUAACGAAAGUCUGGACCUUUCUUACGUCGGAGUAAAGAGCUUGAAAAUCGUCGUAGAUGGCGAAACACUUUUGAAUCCUGGCACCAAUGACCAAAUAUUUUUAUUGCGUCGAGCUCCGGGUAACACCUAUUACGAUUUCAUUCACGAUAUAAGAUUUUUUGGUCCUGUACAAAUUCCGCCAACACUCGAAGAUCCUUCUAGUUGCGUGGUGGGUUUCGUUGUCGAAUUUAUCGUAUAUUCAACGUGGGGAGAUCAAUAUUAUUGCGGACUCAACGGUUUAGAGUUGUACAACGAAAGCGGCCAGAUGAUAAUACUGCACGAUCAAAAUAUUUGCGCCUACCCGGAAAGUGUCAACAUUCUACCCCACGUCAACGGCGACGUGAGGACGCCCGAGAAACUCAUAGACGGAGUCAACGAAGACGAUACGGGGUCGCAUUCUUGGCUCGCGCCAGUGAUUCCUAAACUCUUAAGUAGAGUGUAUGUCAUUAUGGAUGUUCCGGUUGCUGUAUCUUUCGUAAAAAUUUGGAAUUAUUCGAAAACGGUGAACAGGGGAGUCAAAGAUUUCGGGAUUUUAAUCGAUGACCUUCUCGUUUACAACGGUACGCUGGCCAUGCAUUCGGAUAAAGAAGAAAGGUGCCAAAUAGUAUUUCUAAACGAACAAGAUGAUGAGGGCAGAAAAACUUCUAGAACACCCCAUGGCGAAGUGAUUUUAACAAACCAAAUGAGCGGUAAUAUCAGGGUGGAUCAAAAACUCAGACCAUUAACUUGCAUUAAUCCUUGUGCAUGAAAUGGAAUUUACAUAUUAUAUUUUCACUUCAGUAAAACUUACGCAGAGAUUUUAUAUUUUGUGGACAUUGCUUUACACGUAUGCGCCUAAUUAUAUUUU